Molecule: messenger RNA, 579 nt
Organism: Mesocestoides corti
Lineage: Eukaryota; Metazoa; Platyhelminthes; Cestoda; Cyclophyllidea; Mesocestoididae
Source: the annotation of a GenBank genome assembly
CUGUGGAGAUUGAUCACAUGUUUCUGUUUUUUUGGGACUAUUGAUUUCAAUUUUCUGUUUAACAUGGUAUUUGUUUACCGUUACUGUCGCAUGCUCGAGGAAAACAAAUUUUAUGGGAGAUCCGCGGACUUCUUGAUAAUGUUUCUUUUUGGAGGAGUUCUCUCUAUUGUGGCCGCUGUAUUUCUUCAAAUGAUCUUUCUAAGUCAUGUUCUUACAACAAUGCUAGUCUAUGUAUGGAGCCGCAAUAACCCAUCAGUUAUGUUAAAUAUCCUGGGUUUGAUUACUGUACACGCUCCCUAUUUGCCCUGGGUUUUCUUCGCGAUUUCUUACCUUUUGGGAAACAAUGCGACUGUAGACUUUGUUGGUACCAUCUCUCUUAAACUUAAAUUUUCCCUAGGCAUCGUGAUUGGUCACUUAUAUUAUGUGCUUGAAGACGUCUUUCCAAACCAGCCUAAUGGAUUUCGCAUUCUUCGAACGCCUGAGUUCUUGCGAAACCUUUUAGACAGAAGGAAUGUUGAUCCAUCUUAUCAGCCUCUACCUGAAGAGAGACCAGGUGGAUUCGAUUGGGGUGGACAAUAA